Crotalus tigris (Tiger rattlesnake) is the source of this 3684-nucleotide messenger RNA. RefSeq names its product G protein-coupled receptor 137B (gene GPR137B). Gene Ontology annotation, biological process: positive regulation of TORC1 signaling; negative regulation of osteoclast differentiation; regulation of autophagy. The transcript has 8 exons. NCBI's taxonomy places the organism in Eukaryota, Metazoa, Chordata, Lepidosauria, Squamata, Viperidae. The record is from RefSeq and is a predicted model, not a curated record. The coding region runs from base 1771 to 3060 and encodes 429 amino acids. Gene Ontology annotation, cellular component: lysosomal membrane.
CAGGCCUGGAGAGACCAGGGGCCAGUCAGGCACUGAGGUAGCUCCAUUAUUGUUGACAUCUGCUGUCCUCAAUUAGCCUUUAAUCAUGAUUUUUAAAAUUUUCUGAAAUAUAUAUAUUAAUAUUUAUUAAUAUAUUACUGUUUUAUAUUUAUAGUUUUAUUGUACACCAUCCAGAGUCACUCUUGAGAUGGUAGCUAUAUGAAUAAUUUUUUUAAAAAAAGUGAGAAUUUCCUUAUUUGUCCAAGCAUUAUAAACUGUUAGGCAAGCUUCAUUGGUUUGUUGUUUUGUUAUUCUGACUUAUAUUUAUUAGGCCAUUUGAUAUACUUUAGUAAAGUAUUGUUUGCUUUUAUGCACCUUGGAACAUACCUUAAUAUUCUGCAAUAAAUCAGAUUAAAAGUAAUUUGAAUUCCAACAGCCAAAACAAAUAUUUUUUUCAGACUCUUGUGACAAUUGCAUUCUCACCGCUAUCUUAUCUAUUCAGAAACUAUGUGAGUAGGACAAUUUGAAACUUACUUUUGGAUUUCCUCAAAUAUGCUAAUUAAUCCACUGCCACUAAAAUUUCACCCACUGGUUCUUAAUCUUUUUAAAAAAUUAAUGAGUUUAUUUUUGCUUUUUUAUUUCUUGUUUAUAAGUAAACAUAUUUAUAAAAACUAGAUUUCUUUCAGAGAUCUCCUAUAUCAAACAAAAUUCUAUCACUAAAGGAAGAUAAUAUAAAAGGAGGAGUUGCGAAUCUACUUAAAGUUAAUAUACUCAUUUUUAUCUUUGAUAACCUGGCCCUAAUUAUAGGUAUUUCUUUCCAUUCUUGUUUGGCAAAGUCUCUGACCUACAAUUGUUUUGUUAUCUUUAAAAUCCCUCCUGCUUUAGCACCCAAGGUAUGGAAUUGAAGGGAGCAUACUUUCAUCCUCAGUUUGAUGGAUUUUUUUCCUGUAGAACAACCACAUUCGUUCUCAGGAGAUUCUCCAGGAUUGAUCUCAUUGGCAGACUUUUAUUCUAUAUUUCCCCCAUAUCCAAUUGACAAAUACAACAUAACCUCCAGGUUUGUCAUAACACGAGUGAAAUCUCUACAAUGAUGUUCCUGGCAGUUCUGACAAAGAACAGAUUCUUCCUUGAGGAUCUGAUUGGGUUUAAUACAGGAUUUUGAAGAUAGAAAAUUGUUUUGUCUUCCAGGCUUCUCCAACACCCAAUCUGUUAGGGACAAAUGCAUUAGUGCAAUUAAUGAAGACAAAUUGACAGGACCCUGCAAAUUAAUUAGCUAAAAAUAUAUCAUAGUCAAGGAUUGGCAGACUGAGAAUACGUGCAAUUAUAAUGUUCAACGUAGUAUUUUUACUUGAAAAACAUUCUUUUCUUCAACUAACGGGCCCUCCAAGUACAGUGAAAUUAUUCAAUCGAGGCUUUCCAUUUCCUCAGGUGGAAAUUGAACAUGAACAAGACAAGUCAUCCAUUUCCCCCUUCAGAACAGUGAGCAUUCCCAGGAGAAAAAGAAAACACAAUUGAGGAGGAGGAAGAUGUAAUGAGAUGCACAAGAAGGCUGCCAAAUUAAAAGAUAGUGUGGCAUCUUGGACUGCGUUGGAAUGUGCUGAAAGAUCUCGCUCAGGAGGCCCUUUGCUCAAGAACAAAGCUGUGCUGAAAACCGGGGAGCCGCCAAAGAGAGGACACCCUUCCUUGCCCGAGAGCCGCUGAAGGGGGCUUCCCAAACAGUGGCUCUCUCCGCGCUGCUCCUGGCCAACUGCUGACGGUGGACGCUCCAAUGAAUCCCUCUGUCCCGAGAUCAUGUGCUUCCAGCCACCAGUGCGCUGCCAAAGAGGAAGUGCGGGUUGUUUUCGUUUGCUCGGUUCCUCUCCUGACGAAGAUGAAAGGCGGCGGCGGCGGCGGCGGCGGCGGCAGGGCAAGCUCUGCCCGUCCGGAUCCCGGGCGCCGAUGGAAGCCCUGGAAUGGGACGCGCUGAGGAACGGCAGCCUCCUGCCUACUCUGAGCCCGGCUGUGCCGCCGUUCGUGAAGCUGGGUCUCACCGUUGCCUACACCGUCUUUUAUUCGCUCCUCUUCCUGUUCAUUUACAUCCAGCUCUGGCUGGUCCUGCACUACCGGCACAAGAGGUUUAGCUAUCAGACGGUCUUUUUAUUUCUGUGCCUGCUCUGGGCUUCUCUUCGGACGGUGCUCUUCUCUUUUUAUUUCAAGGACUUUGUCGCCGCCAAUUCCCUCAGCCCCUUCGCCUUUUGGCUCCUCUAUUGCUUCCCGGUGUGCCUCCAGUUUUUCACCCUGACGCUUAUGAACCUUUACUUCACCCAGGUGAUUUUCAAAGCUAAAUCUAAAUAUUCACCAGAAUUACUUAAAUACAGGUUACCCCUCUACUUGGUGUCUUUCGUGGUCAGUCUGCUUUUCCUGCUGGUGAAUUUAACGUGUGCUGUGCUUGUGAGAUUAGAAAAUUCAGAAAGGAGGAUAAUUGUAUUGGUCAGGGUUGCUAUAAAUGACACUUUAUUUGUACUCUGUGCCAUCUCACUCUCCGUUUGUCUCUACAAGAUUUCCAAAAUGACCUUAGCAAAUAUUUACUUGGAAUCCAAGGGAUCAUCAGUAUGCCAGUUAACAGCAAUAGGAGCAACUGUUAUACUAUUGUAUACCUCAAGAGCCUGUUACAACCUGGUUAUUUUAUCAUUUUCUCAAACUAAGGCAAUGAACUCUUUUGAUUAUGAUUGGUACAAUGUAUCUGAUCAGGCAGAUCUGAAAUGCCAGUUGGGUGAUGCUGGCUAUGUAGUAUUUGGAAUAAUCUUGUUUGUGUGGGAACUUCUCCCCACUUCCUUGGUGGUGUUUUUCUUCCGUGUUCGAAAUUCUACAAAAGACCUAACAAAUCCAGGAAUAGUACCAACUCAUGCUUUUAACCCAAGAACCUAUUUCUUUGACAAUCCUCGCAGAUAUGACAGUGAUGAUGAUUUGGCAUGGAGCAUAUCACCACAUAGCAUAUAUGGCAGCUUCUCUCCAGAAACCUAUGACUGGGGAUAUCUAAACAACAGCUUAAUGGUUCAAGUUGGAUCUCUGCAACAUGAUUUCACAUCAGAGUCUCCAUGACGAAGCCCAAUAUAACAACAGACCAAUGAUACUCCCUUCACAUUAUUCAAUUUUAGUAAGAAGGGUUAUUUUGCAAGGACUUACAUAUUUAAAUUAUGUAAAAAGAACUGAGUCACCUUUUAUAAUGUUAAAAAUAUUUGAGUUUUAAAGAUUUGAGUUGCUGAAAAAAAAUCUGUUUCCUAUAUUUGCAAUUUAGAAAAAUAGUUUGAAAAACUCUAAAUUUUUUUUGGGGGGGGAAGUCAAAUAUUUAAAAUGUGAAUAUGUAUAGACAUGGUGGUGUUUAAAAUGUUAAUUUAAUUGUACAAUAUAAUGCCCAGUGAAACAUAUGCUGAUAGGAGUUUUUGACCUGUUUAACAUGCAAAUUUAACUAUUUAAAAUGUAUUAUUAGUUUUAGUAAAUUGGUCAUUAAAAUAAUUUUGUAUAUCUUUACUGAUGCAUGAGUGAGGGUGACGGAGUGGAAGAACUGUUUUCUCUAAGACUGCCUAUUUUUUAUUUCAACUUCCUAUCCGCUUUGAUUAUAUAGGAAGCUACUAAAUUUAAAAAACAGAGAAGAAUUUGUCCUGAGGUACAGUUUACAGUUGUGUUAGCUUCAGCAGUCCAUAUAAUAAAUUGGAGUUUACAGUA